Molecule: messenger RNA, 1218 nt
Organism: Anopheles bellator
Lineage: Eukaryota; Metazoa; Arthropoda; Insecta; Diptera; Culicidae
Product: protein FAM177A1
Exons: 2
Coding region: 245-781 (178 amino acids)
Source: RefSeq, a predicted model, not a curated record
GGAGUGAAACGCUAAAAACCGGUGCCGUUGCAGAUUUGGUUUGUCUGGCAACCAGGCCGACCUUGUUGCUCUCUCUCAGUGACAACCUUGACAACCAGUUGUUGUCGUUUUGGAUUGCGUACCAGAGAGUUCAUUGUCUGACCAGAUUUUCGAUUGGUUUGCGACGGAAAUAGUGUUGAGCUGCAGAGAAAACAUUUCCACCGAUAUUCGGACACCUAGUAGCUGGUAGGAGCUAGCAGGCAUCAUGACGAAAGUGGACAUUCCGCUGAAAAGCAAAGCUGAAGCAUCCGAUACGUUCAUUCAAAACGAGAAGGACGUUGAGGUGCGAGUCCGGGCUCCGAAACGGGUGCUCCAUUUUAGCGACGGUACACUCGAGGAGUUUAGUGAUGAUGAGGCCGAUCAAGUGGAUUGUGCCGAAACGGUUCCCGUAGAUGAGUCGACCAUGAAGUGGACCGAUUGGAUGCGUUACAAGACCUGCAAGCUCGGAAGCACGGUCCUAGCCGGGUGUGACUACGUCGGCGAGGGACUGGCGUCUUUCCUGGGUAUUACGACGCCGAAAUACAGUUACGAAAUCGAGGAAUUCAAACGGAUGCAAGCCGAACAGCAGGCCGAAGAGCGCGCGAUUCAAACGUUCGUCGAGCAGAAUCGUGCCCAAAAUGGCGACGGCAGUCACAGCGUUACACAGGCACCAACGGCAGUGAAAUCCCCGGUGGAAACGAAUGCUCCUGAACCGGUCACCAGCACGGAAGUGUGCACAGAAAAUGAAAUUCAGAAGUUUUAAACAAUAUUCCCGGCUGACUUGGUGUCCCAGUGAGGAUCUGCGAGGCUGUUAAUUGUAAGGUAUGGACUCCCUGUGAAGCUAAUUCUGUUUUCUGUUUCGUAUUUUUAUCACAACGAACAUCGCGCAUUCAUUAGCACGCGGAGUAAGGGUACCGAACCGCGAACGGAUGUAAUAUCAAAGAAUUAAAUUUAACGUACGCAUGUAAGAGGGCACGAUUUAUUUAUUUUCUAUUGGCCCAGUUAAGGUCGGAAUCUUCGGAAUCGGGCGAAACGGCACAAAGUAGACCAGUUGAACUACAAAUUAUCUCAAAUGUUUUACAUUCUAAAAGGCGUUACGAAUACGAAGCGUACAUUAUUUGGACAAACUUGAAUGAAUGGAAACAACGUAGGUUUAACCGGCACAACGGAUUGUAAUUCUCAUGAAAAUAUAUUUAAAGA